GGCGUGGCCAGCCCGCCCCCGCCAUGCUGCUGCGCCGCUGUCUUCGGGGUCCGCUCUCCGCUCCCGCCUCUCGCCGGCUCUGGGCGGCAGCACCGGGACCGGCACCGGCACCGACACCGGAACCGGGACGCAUAGAGCCACCGGCACCGGGGCCGAGCGGUGAUGGCAGCGCUGCCCUCCGGCCGCUCUACAUGGACGUCCAGGCCACCACCCCGCUGGAUCCCCGGGUCCUGGACUCCAUGCUCCCCUUCCUGACUGCCUACUAUGGGAACCCCCACUCCAGGACCCACGCCUACGGCUGGGAGAGCGAGGCUGCCAUGGAGAGGGCCAGGAGGCAAGUUGCAGAUUUAAUAGGAGCUGAUCCAAGGGAAAUUAUAUUUACAAGUGGUGCAACAGAAUCAAAUAAUAUGGCGAUCAAGGGUGUUGCAAGGUUCUAUAAGUCCAGGAAGAAGCACAUCAUCACCACCCAGACAGAGCACAAGUGUGUCCUGGAUUCCUGCCGCUCCCUGGAGGCAGAAGGGUUCCGGGUCACCUACCUGCCUGUUAAACAAAAUGGACUCAUAGACUUGAAGGAGCUGCAGGCUGCCUUCCAGCCAGACACCAGCCUGGUGUCUGUGAUGACUGUGAACAACGAAAUCGGAGUCAAGCAGCCGAUCCGUGACAUUGGUGAGAUCUGCCGUGCACAGAAGGUUUUUUUCCACACGGAUGCUGCACAAGCAGUUGGUAAAAUUCCUAUGGAUGUCAAUGACAUGAAAAUUGAUCUCAUGAGCAUCAGUGGCCAUAAAAUUUAUGGGCCCAAAGGGGUUGGUGCCAUCUACGUUCGCCGCCGGCCACGCGUGAGGCUGGAGCCCCUGCAGAGUGGGGGAGGCCAGGAGAGGGGUCUGCGCUCAGGGACAGUGCCCACCCCCCUGGCAGUGGGGCUGGGGGCAGCCUGUGAAGUGGCACAGCAGGAGAUGGAGUAUGACCACAAACGAAUCUCUCAGCUGGCAGAAAGAUUGGUGACAAAAAUCAUGAGGGAAGUUCCUGACGUGGUGAUGAACGGAGACAGAGAGCACCGCUACCCAGGCUGCAUCAAUUUAUCUUUUGCGUAUGUGGAAGGGGAAAGUCUUCUGAUGGCUCUGAAAGAUGUGGCUCUGUCUUCAGGGAGUGCUUGCACAUCAGCUUCUCUGGAGCCUUCCUACGUCUUGAGGGCGAUUGGAACAGAUGAAGAUUUGGCUCACUCAUCUAUCAGGUUUGGCAUCGGUCGUUUCACUACAGAAGAAGAAGUGGAUUACACAGUGCAGAAGUGCAUACAGCAUGUGAAGAGGCUGAGGGAGAUGAGCCCCCUCUGGGAAAUGGUGCAGGAUGGAAUCGACCUCAAAAGCAUUAAGUGGACUCAGCACUGAGACAAAACAUCACUAUAUGUGGACUAGAUGUGGAUUAAAAUGCAUUUUCUGUACAUUCCUGAACAAAUUAUGCAGCACUUCUGCUUUUUGACACUUGCAAUUUGACUGGAAAGCUCUCCUUUCUGAUCACAAAGUCUAAGAAGCCAAAAAUGAAACUAAUCUAUAUCCUGGAGAAAGGCAGGAUGUUGUCACCCCCAUUGCAUCUCUAUUGACACACAGAAAUUAAUGCCCAAACCUAAUUAAUUUGGGGAAUGUAUUUUCUAAUAAGAACGUGAAAUCAGUGUGUUACUGCUAGGCCAGCCAGGCAAGAGGCUGCUGGUUCUCAGUGUGAAACAUGCUGUGUGGCUGCUGUGUUUGCACCCAGAGGGGUGGCCAUGCCUCCUGCUGGUGCCCACCCUGCAGCAGCACUGGGUGGGUGCUGCUCAGACGUGCUGUGUAGUGAGAGGGUCUCAGCUAGGCUGAAGCUUGGCAUUCCCAGAGGAGAGGGAGGCCUCAGGGUGGCUAUGUGCCUUCACAGUUCAGUUGUACAUGCAGUUUAGAACCAAUUUAUUAUUUUUUUUUAAUCUAAAACUGAGUAUUUUUGGCUCCUUUUCCUUGGUUUGAUCUUGUUUUGGGUGAUGCUUAUACAGACCAAUGUGCAUUGGUCCAAGAUAUCCCUCUGCUUUACAGAGUUUAUGAUGUGAUGAUGAUGAAGCACUUUGCUGUCCCCUCCAUUGUGCUUUUUCCAUGCAAUUUUUUUCUAGAUAAGGAAAGAAAACUUGACUGGAGAGGGAGACAGGCAGAAUGUGUCAGGUGCAGUUUACCAGUUCAGUUGGAACACGAGUGGUAGAGGCUGUGGGGAGAGCAAAUAAAAUGCAAUGUCUUAAUGCACUCUGGGUUUUUGUUGUUUUGGGCUUUUUUUCCCCUCCCGUUUUGAUGAAGUCUCCUUUGCUGAUACUCAAGAGUUUGCCUGUGAGCCAUUUGGUUCUGGCACUUCAGGGGGUCUUGCCCAGUGAGCCUGAAUGUUUUGUCUGGAGAUAAAACAGCUCCGUGGAGUUUUUUCUGCAUGACAGACUGCAUUGCUGUAGCUGAGACUUCCAUGGGAAUUCCCCAAGGAGUGCAGAGGGAAAGUGUCUGUUAAAAAGGGAUUUAUGAGAUUGAUUCAGAUCAGCAUUUCUCCUUUCUUACCCAUGUUGAUGUGUCCAGGAGGAGACUUCACCCAUCUUACCAAGUGCCUUCGCAUCAGUUGCAGAAGCAGAGAGCUUCCCAGGCUGGUUUGUUGCUAGGUGGAGGCUGCAUUAGCUGCUGGAUUCAGGCAUCCUGGGGACUGGGAGUGCAUCCUUAGCUCUGGGUGGCAGCUUCCUCCUGGAGUAACCCCGGGAUGGAAAGCUGAAGCUAAAUUCACAAGGUGGAUUGUGGUACAGAAGCUUGUGGGGCUGUUUGGUUUGGUUUGGUUUGUUACCAAGGACAGAUGAGGUUGGUUGUAGUGCAAAGCUAAUCCUCGUUUGUGCUGGCUGAAAUUAUUAGCUUUAGCAGCUAUAAUAUUGUAGGGCUGGCACCUUUAUAUUUCAUCAGAACAUUUUGCAAACUACUGUAUGGAUAAGUAGUUUUUAGAGAUUGUUUGUGCUAUGUUUGAUCCUUGGGCCACACAUCCACAUAUAUGUUUUCUGGAUUAAGCAUGUGAUAACACUUUCCCAGCAUGUUUUAGAACUGUAUGUUUGUGAAAAUGUUCUUUGUGUUUCAUGGAUGAUAAAAAAAUACAGAUAAGACUUAACCUUG
Calypte anna (Anna's hummingbird) is the source of this 3143-nucleotide messenger RNA. It is a transcript of the gene NFS1, whose product is annotated as NFS1 cysteine desulfurase. Gene Ontology annotation, biological process: [2Fe-2S] cluster assembly. Gene Ontology annotation, molecular function: cysteine desulfurase activity; pyridoxal phosphate binding. Lineage: Eukaryota; Metazoa; Chordata; Aves; Apodiformes; Trochilidae. The record is from RefSeq and is a predicted model, not a curated record. Bases 24 to 1385 code for a protein of 453 amino acids. Gene Ontology annotation, cellular component: mitochondrion; nucleus; cytosol. The transcript is spliced from 13 exons.